GGUGUUUGGACUCGCGAGUAUUGUCCUGAGGUCGAGUGAAAUACCUGGCGAGCGAAGGGAACCUAAGAAUGUUGGAUGUGUUGUGGGAACUUGGCACCUCUGCUUGAGGCGAGAUGGAUGACCUGGCUCUGCUGGACCUGCUGGAAUGCCCGCUGUGCUUCGAGCGGCUGGACGUGACGGCCAAGGUGCUGCCGUGCCAGCACACCUUCUGCAAGCCGUGCCUCCGGCGGCUGGCGGCAUCGCGCACGGAGCUGCGCUGCCCGGAGUGCCGCGCUCCCGCGCCCACCGGGGUCGAAGAGCUGCCGGCCAACCUGCUGCUGGUGCGGCUCCUGGAGGGCCUCCGCCAGGGGCCGGGAGGACCCGCCAGGGCGGGGUCGGGCAGGCACGCCGUACCCGCCGCUCAGGACGAAGCGCGGAGAACCAGAGAGGCGAGGUAUUCACACCCCACCCAGCGCAGGCAGACGCAGGCGCGUCGCAACCCUCUGGACGGGGUUCCAUGGGCCAGAGCCCUGUACAAUUACAAAGGAAAUGUCCCGGGAGAACUCAACAUGAAAUCCGGUGACAUCAUCAUACUGCGCCGGAAGGUGGACGAGAACUGGUACCACGGAGAGGCCAACGGCAGCAGCGGGCUGGUCCCUGCAAGCAUGGUACAGGUGGUCAAUCAGCUGCCACAGCCCCUGCCCCUGUGCCGUGCCCUCUACGACUUUGAUAUCAAGGGUAAAGACGAGGAAGACUCCAAGGACUGCCUGUCAUUCCUCAAGGGAGACAUUAUCACUGUGAUUAGGCGGGUGGAUGAGAACUGGGUUGAAGGGAAGCUGGGAGAGAAAGUUGGGAUCUUUCCUCUACAGUUCACUGAGCCCAACUCCGCGGCGGCGAAACUCCUGGAGAAGAGGAAGGGAGGUGGGACAGCGGAAUCUCGGCUUCGGACCGGGACCGGGAGCUUGGCGGAGCCGUCGGGUGGUCGCAGGCUCUCCCCCGGGACCCCCCGGAGCCCCUUGGUACCCACUGCCCCAAGCACCCAGAACCGCCUCGCCCACCCUGUCCAGGGCCCUCCGGACGACCGGCAGCCCCCCGACAUCAGCCCCCCCACCUUCCUGGGCUCCAGCAACCCCGCUCUGGUGGCCCAGGUGGGCGAGAUUCACACCGAGGUCAACAGCAGCAUCCCACCACAGGUGUCUGCUGCAGCCCCAGGUGAAAGAAAGGCCAGCGGUGAGCUCUCACCCACAAUUGCCAUGGCGCUGAUCAACCCCCAGCCCCUCUCAGCCUCAGCGGAGAGCAAGCAGACCUCAGCCCAGCAGCUCUCCAUCAGUGUGUGCGCUGUGCUGUACUCCUACACACCCCGCCGUGCAGAGGAGCUGGAGCUGCGGAAGGGCGAGAUGGUGGGCGUGUACGGGAAGUUCAAAGAGGGCUGGCUGCGGGGCCUCUCCCUGAGAACGGGCAAAGUGGGCAUCCUGCCCGGUAACUACGUGACACCAGUGCUGAGAACCUCUGCUAGGUUCCUGGAUCCCAAGUCUUCCCUCCUCUCCCAAAACGCGGUUGCCGGGAAGAGGCCCGCGACGGGCAAGCCCCAGGCAGCUAUCCUCCCCCUGGAUAGAGUUACCACCAGCGGGGCGACCAGGCCGGCCGGGCAGGCUCCCCUGGUCGCCAUGGCAACGCCGCCGGUGAUGUCAUCGCCUGGCACGCUGAGAGCGGCCCAGCAGGAGGGGGUGCAGGGGCGGAGCUCCACAAGACGGCCCUUCCACUCUGCGCACAGGGGGCCGUCUCUGCAGGGAGGCCUCCACUCUCGGGUCCCGGCUGCAGCGGUGGUCCGCCCCCAGCAGCCGCAGCCCUCGGGGGGCCCGCUGCAGAUGCAGGGGCUUGCCUGCGGUCCCGCUACGCAGAGGAUCAAGCACGGCCUUCCAGAAAAUCCCAUCAGGCCCAUGUGCUGGGUUUCUGAGGCAGCAGCGCCCUCUGCUGGCGACUCACUGAUACUGGAGCAGCGAGACGUCAGUCCCAAAGAGGUGCCAGAGAGACAGGCCUCUGUUGGACCCCAGUCUAUCCUGGUUAAACCGGACGCUCACAAGAACAAUUCAGACAAGCCCAUCAAAUCAGUGCGGUUUCUCACCCAAGAGGGCUCAGUGGCUGGAACAAGGACAGUCUCUUUGCCUCCUGGGGGCCAGGGCAGCUCCAACAGCCAGUCUGUGGGUCCAGUUUUGGAGGCUUGGGCCAGCCAGGGCCCUAUGGUUCACCUGGCGACGGGCUCCAUGCUCAUGGACGGCAGUGCAACAGCACUCAAGAAGAGCACAGCAUACGACUCUGCUGCCGUAGAUGGCAUACUGCCCAGCCUGAAACCGGCCUCCUCUUCAGCUAGCCAGCCCAAUGCCUGCAGACACAGGGUGGUGAUGCCGUACACCGCCCAGAGCGACGCGGAGCUGCACCUGCGGGAGGGAGAGCUGGUGCUGGUGCAGAGGCCCCGGCAGGAUGGCCGCGUCCUGGUGACCCAGGAGAAGAGCGGCAAGACGGGCCUGUUCCAGAGCGGCGUGAUGGAGGCGCUGGAGAAGCUCAGCUGACCGCCCGCGGGGACACCGCGGAAAAAACGCCCGGUCCGGCGUGAAGGAGGAGCCAGUCCCUUACACCGUCCAGAGUCGCUCACGGACAGCGUUACUCCAUUCCACGUCACACUUGAAUUAUAGUCGCAAGCAAAACCCAAAGACACCUUUUUGCAAAAAAACAAAAUGGAAUAUUCAAAAUACUGUCUUUAAAAGCUUGGUGUUCCACUGUUUAAAUGAGUCUCUGCAUUUAGAUACUUAUUAGAGCUGUGUUGUGUUGCAGCGUAAUAAAGUGCGUUAAGUGUUCCUCAGUCCUGGUUCACUGUGCUUGCUGGCUGCUACUCUGAGCUCCAUCUGGCCUCAGUUAAUUAGGUUUGUUUGAGCUCUUCAUUGAAUAAUUACCUAGUUCAACAUUCACCAUCUUUGUACAACUGUGCUAGCUAACUUUGCUGGGAAAUAAAUAUGUUUUUGGAGGUGUAUGUGUUUCUAUAAAAGGAAAAGGUAAAGAGGUGUAUAAUGCUUCUAUAAAGAUAAAACAUAGGAGGUAACUUUCUUUGGGCAGCUUUCAAAACUGAUUAUGUGUAGUUCUUAGCGUAGAUGUUUGAGGUCCCUGCAGCAAUUACUGGACUGCACAACCUAGUUAAUUAUAUAUGGUGACAAUAUCCUAUAUUACAAAAUUAAGGGGCACAGGUGAACAUGAAUAAGGAGGGAAAGGCCUUUACUUUUGUUUUAUUAGCACAAGCCUCCAACUACACAAUGCUUCCAUAGCAGACUAGUAAAGGAAAACUUUCAGAAGAUCUCAGACACAGAUCACUCAGUCAAGUUGGAGUGAAAACCAGCACACACACUGGGCUGCCAGGACCAGGACUGAAAAAUGCUGAAAUAUAGGUCAAUAGAAAAAGUCGUGACACUGGUUGCUUCUUCCAAGGUUUGCUUUUUUAAACUGAAACAGUUGUGACUUGCAUUGUUGUAAAAAUGGUACAUUAGAAACCUUUAGAUUACAGGCAGUAUUUCAUGUGGAUGCCAUUGUGAUGUAUUGCCACUGUGUGCGUUAUCAGCCUUCUUACGUUAUUGCAAACCAAAGUCUUUGAAGCUGAAAAAUCACAAAGCUAAUAGUAACGUGAACGCC
Messenger RNA from Megalops cyprinoides (Indo-Pacific tarpon), 3657 nucleotides. It is a transcript of the gene sh3rf2, whose product is annotated as SH3 domain containing ring finger 2. The transcript has 11 exons. The coding region runs from base 114 to 2549 and encodes 811 amino acids. Lineage: Eukaryota; Metazoa; Chordata; Actinopteri; Elopiformes; Megalopidae. Gene Ontology annotation, biological process: positive regulation of JNK cascade; protein ubiquitination; negative regulation of apoptotic process. Gene Ontology annotation, cellular component: nucleoplasm. Gene Ontology annotation, molecular function: protein phosphatase 1 binding; ubiquitin protein ligase activity; metal ion binding. The record is from RefSeq and is a predicted model, not a curated record.